UCUUCCAUUUGUUGAUCGUUUGUAAACAUGGCUCCGGUGAGUUCUCUACUCGCGAAAAAUAUAACAAUAAUUCGAAAAUAAUUAAAAAUUUACCAAAACUCCACUGAACAUAUAAAACGGCAUGUUAUAGUCUUCAAUUCUGAUAUAAUUUUAUUUGAAUUUUCGAAAAGAUUGCGAAGAUGUCGUUGGAUGUAAACUUCCAGCACAUCUAUUAGAUGCUAACACAUGUGUCUACAAUAAAUGUAGUUUUUUAAUUAAAACAAUUUCAAAAUGUGGAUUUAUAUAUUUUUCAGCCAACUAUGAAGAAGUCUAAAGGAUUGGCUAUCAAAAAACAAGCCCUUCGAGGUAAGGGUCAGAAGAAAAAAGUAUCCCUUAAAUUCACUAUUGACUGUACACAUCCAGCAGAAGAUAAUAUCAUGGAUGUAGCCAAUUUUGAAAAAUACCUACAUGAAAAAAUCAAGGUUUCAGGGAAGACGAACAAUUUUGGCAAUAGUGUAAGCUUAGAAAGGGAUAAAAUGAAACUAUCCGUUAACAGUGAUAUUGACUUUUCCAAGCGAUAUCUUAAAUAUUUGACGAAAAAGUAUUUGAAAAAAAAUAAACUACGUGAUUGGUUACGUGUUGUCUCAAAAGACAAAGAAACCUACGAGUUAAGGUACUUCCAAAUUAACAGUCAAGAGGAUGAUGACGAAGAGGAUGCAGAGUAAAAUUCGCCUUAAUUCUAUAUGCAAUUACAGAACAUCUGUACAUAUUUCUACAAAUAAAUAAAAAAUAAAAUUUUUGCAUUUUUUGAAAAGUACAAAAUCAUCCAAAUAUUCGUUAGUUUUUAUAAAAUUGAUUUAACCGGAUUAAAUCCACUUAAAAAUGAAAUUACAAUAAAUGCAAAAUGUAAAGUAUGUAAUAAAUCAUGCGUUCGAUUAUCAUAAAGAAAAGAAGAACCAAAAUUAUCAUACAAGCAUGCAAAGAUUCUUCGCAAAAUUGAGAAAAAAAAACGUGCGUCAUCAAACGCGUAGUAAAGGAAAACAUGUCAGCUUUAUCACUGACAGACUCGUAUUUAUUUAAGGUUCUAUUAGAUCCCUAAUUUCUAUAUUUUGUCAUUCAAACAAUUCAAUCAAUUUUUCCGCAAGUAUAAUUUUUGCGAAAAUUAACCGAAUUCUUUAAUAAAAAAAAACACAAAUUGUAAAGUGAAUAAAAGUUACGAUUAAAACGAAUAAUGUAACAGGAAAUGAAGUUCCG
This is a messenger RNA of Heterotrigona itama, 1233 nucleotides long. NCBI's taxonomy places the organism in Eukaryota, Metazoa, Arthropoda, Insecta, Hymenoptera, Apidae. The record is from the annotation of a GenBank genome assembly.